This is a messenger RNA of Apodemus sylvaticus (European woodmouse), 513 nucleotides long. RefSeq names its product myelin associated oligodendrocyte basic protein (gene Mobp). The record is from RefSeq and is a predicted model, not a curated record. Gene Ontology annotation, cellular component: cortical actin cytoskeleton. The coding region runs from base 1 to 513 and encodes 170 amino acids. NCBI's taxonomy places the organism in Eukaryota, Metazoa, Chordata, Mammalia, Rodentia, Muridae. The transcript is spliced from 2 exons. Gene Ontology annotation, molecular function: myosin binding; actin binding.
AUGAGUCAGAAAAUGGCCAAGGAGGGCCCCAGGCUCUCCAAGAACCAGAAGUUCUCGGAGCACUUCAGCAUUCACUGUUGCCCCCCCUUCACCUUCCUCAACUCCAAGCGUGAGAUCGUGGACCGCAAGUACAGCAUCUGCAAGAGCGGUUGCUUCUACCAGAAGAAGGAGGAGGACUGGAUCUGCUGUGCCUGCCAGAAGACCAGCCGCCGUGCCACAUCCCCUCAGAGGCCCAAGCACCAGCCAGCUGCGUCCCCAGUGGUGGUCAGAGCGCCGCCAGCCAAGCCAAAGUCCCCUCUGAUGCCAGCCAAGCCAAGGUCCCCUCCGAGGCCAGCCAAGCCAAGGUCCCCUUCACGGACUGAGCGCCAGCCGCGUCCCCGCCCAGAGGUCCGACCACCACCAGCCAAGCAGAAGCCCCCUCAGAAGUCUAAGCAGCCAGCACGCAGCAGCCCUGUCAGAGGGCCAGGCACCAGCCGCGGGGGGUCUCCCACCAGAGCUUCUAGGUUCUGGUAA